GCUUAGGCUGUUUCUUAGCCUUCUUUAGCUUUAAUUUAUAAUUUAGGUGUAGGGUUAUUAGGUUUAUAAUGAUAGACAGCUUCAAAGUUUUUUUAUUAGUAUUAGUACUUUUAUAUUUAUGGAAUAAACAGUAGUAAAAAGAAUAUUAUUUAAUUUUAAAUUUUAAAUAAGAGAAUUAUUUUGAGGAAAAUAUGGAGUGAUUGAUAUCCUACUCUUUUUUUUUCUUUAAAAACGAUUAUUAUUUUUUAGUAUUUAAUUAUUUUGAAAGAAAUAGGGGUGAUUUAUAUUCUAUUAUUUUUAAAUUUAAAAAUUGCCAAUAUACAAUCUAGAGGAUAUAUUUGGACGAGAGUUGAAUGGUCCGAUCCGACCCGACCCGACCCGUCCCGACUGGUAAUAGUUACAUAAGAACUUUCACGAAUGAGAUUUGGGGAGCUCUGCAGCUACAGUUUGUUUUCACGAAGAACGCUGUGCUAAUGGCUUUCCGUCAGAUCGGACAACUGGCUAGGGUUAUUGUUAGAGCACCGAAACAAAUAAAGAGAUACUGCCAAGAAAUCCCUGUUGGUCCUGAAGGAGAUUAUCGCCAUGAAGUUAACGCUUUCACUUAUGGGUUUAUGUCAAUGACGGCUCUCUACAUACUCUGGUCACAAAAGCAAAUGAUCGAUAUCCAUAAGCCUAUUCAUAAUCAUGUAAUGGAGAAGCACAGGAAGACUGAAGAGAAGCUGAAGAAGAUGUCCAAGUGAAAAGGAUUAUGAUCUUUUUCUACUUGAGUAAAUUCUGCCUUUUUUGAUAUGUAGUGAGAUGCACUUCUGAAGCACAAAUAACUCUAAAAAAAUUUCCGAGUAUGAAGCCAGAGACUGCAUCAAAUUCUCUUCAAGUUUUGUUCGUUUUCUCAUACACGCAUAUUACGUCUGAAUUAGACAAGAGUGAAAGAAUGUUUCUUUUACUUGCUUCGCUAAACAACCAACAUAGUUGAAUAUUUAUACUAGUGAAGUACAUAAAUGAAUGCCUCUCCUUGAUUGUUCAA
Messenger RNA from Capsicum annuum, 1024 nucleotides. RefSeq lists its product as uncharacterized. NCBI's taxonomy places the organism in Eukaryota, Viridiplantae, Streptophyta, Magnoliopsida, Solanales, Solanaceae. The record is from RefSeq and is a predicted model, not a curated record. Bases 354 to 740 code for a protein of 128 amino acids. The transcript has 5 exons.